AUCUCAUCAACCCGAAAUCGAAAUGGCAGCAACAUCCAUUUUCGCAGCGGCUCGAAUUGCAACACUAAUUGCAGCAAUAUCAUCGCUAACAAUCGCGGCGAGGAGCCACCAGCAGCAGCAGCCUUCAAUAGGGUCAUCGGCGGCGGCGAGCGUGAUGCCGCCGAAUCCAAUGGACUGCGCCAACGACAUACAGAAGGUGCCGGAUUGCAUGGACCAAAUC
Molecule: messenger RNA, 220 nt
Organism: Linum tenue
Lineage: Eukaryota; Viridiplantae; Streptophyta; Magnoliopsida; Malpighiales; Linaceae
Source: the annotation of a GenBank genome assembly